ACUCAACUGUAUAUUUCGUGUAAAUAAGAGCUCCUAAAACAACUUCUAAAUGCAGUGUGGAAACUGUGUUAUGAGUACAUAACUAUCUGGUGUAAACGAUCCUUUUUUUUCUGCACUAGUAUAAUGACGUUUUGAAUCAGAACUAGUGUAUUUUUUGACAGUGGGAAUUGUAUUUUUCAAUGAAGGUGUUUAAACAAAUGCAUUGAUUACAUUAACAUUAUUCAUGGUUUGUUUUUGAUUCAUCAAACACUGACUCUCGGCCGAAAUAUCUUUCAUUAAUAAUAUUAGUAUUAUUCUUGUGAAAAUGUCGGUAUUGGCCUUGAAGGCAGACCUAUAUCGGUCGAUCCUAAUUUAAACCUGUAUCCUGCAGACCACAACAGGUGCCCCCCUCCCUGCAGGCUCCACCUGUCUUGUCCUUUCCGCGGCGGUCUGGCGACCCAGAAAGCAGCCGUCAUUCAUUAGCAAUGGUAUGUCGAUCCGCCGGGGGGCCGGCCGGCGCAAACACCCUCGGUCACCGGAUCGGCGGCAGCUGCUCGGCCCCCGGUGCUAUUUUCACCCUCAGGAUAAAGUGAUGUGCAGCCGCUGGCCGCCCGCAGGGCCCCCGCAGCUCCAGUCAGAGCAGAGCAGAGCCAGGAUGAAGUCCACAGGCAGCGAGCGCAGCGCGCAGCCCGACGUCUUCACCUCCGACCUGGACGACCUGGACAGCGGCAGCGACAGCUCCGACGGGAAGUCCACCGGGGACUGCAGCCCGCGCAGAGAGCCGGGCGAGGAGACGGCGGACGGGGCUUCCCGGGCCGGUGCGCCGAGACGCAGGAGGAGGCGGAGACGCAGCAGCGGAGGAGACGCGUGUCUCGCUGGUGUUAGCAAACAGAGGCAGGCGGCGAACGCGCGCGAGCGGUACAGGACGCACAGCGUGAACACCGCCUUCACGGCGCUCCGCACGCUCAUUCCCACCGAGCCCGCCGACAGGAAGCUCUCCAAGAUAGAGACGCUGCGUCUGGCCUCCAGCUACAUCUCGCACCUGGCUAACGUGCUGCUGCUGGGGGAGGACUGCCGGGACGGACAGCCCUGCAUCGGCUACCAGAGCAUCCUGCACGGCGCCGCGGCGCUCAGCGCGCCCUCCCUGCGGCCGAUCUGCACUUUCUGCCUCAGCAACCAGAGGAAACUGCUCAGAGAUGGAGGGAAGCACUCAGCUGCUGUGUGAAGCAAAGCGCCUCCGGACAGACGGACGUGGAGUCCACCCUCAUGUUGUUUACAUACAUACACUUGUAGGACUUUGUACAUAUAUAAAUAUAUUUAUUUUUGGAUUAGACUAGAAGAACAAAUUAACACUGAAAAGCACUUUUUGUUCACGUCCGUGUGCUUCUGACCCUCUGUGUUUUGGUUGAGCUGUAACCUGAGCCGAUGUGUAAAGUUGCACCUGACGGGGGGCUAUUUUGGUCUCACGAAUAGUACAAACUACCCCACUACCACCCCCACCCUACGCCCAACACUCCUAAAAAAAAAACGCCUUGUCGCCUUCAGUCACAUGCAGGAAACUGUAGAGCAGCUACUGCAGCGGUUGCUGUCAGUUGAGUGGCAUUAACAGUGCCUUAAGUGUCGUCGGAAAUAUCAAAGCUGGUCAGGAGAACUUUAAAGCUUAACUUUGAUGUUUUUUCAUGAUUUUAUGUUCAAGUGACUAAUGGGGACAACCUUUUUUUUAAAAAAAAAUUGGUCUGCAAAUGUGCAUCGUCAACGUACGUCACUAAAAAAAAAAAAACAGGCUCAGAUUGUUAUUAUAAGUAUCUGACAACAGUACGAAAAGUAUUGUUAUAAAAUCAGACGACAGCAUUGGAAACAAGAAUUGGAGAGUUUGUUAGAAAGCGUAGCUGAAGCUGGGCAUACACUGUACAUGUGCAUGUGAGUCAGUUUCUGACUCGUUGCAGAACUCAUUUUAUUUUAAACAAACUUAAGUAGCAAGUAGCCGUGUGUCCAUUUUAGUCAAAUUAAAUUUUGAAGCAAAAUGUUGAAAUCUUGCAUUAAAGAAAAUGCGAAUUAGGGACGUUUCCAGGUUUAGGGCGAAUAAACAAUGCAGCAUAAACAUACUUUGGUCAGCAGAUAGCAGUGUUAUGCGUUGCUGUAGGGUAAUCUGUCACUAAACAGUAGAAGAAAAGAUUAUGCAAGAAAGAAAAAAUUAAAUAAAAGAGGUUGCUAAUUGGACAACUUUGGCCAUCCAUGAGAGCAAAUAUGACUUCAGAGUUAGAUUUAAUUGAGCAACUUAUAAUUCUUUCAUGUCAGAGCCGAAACAGCUGAUCAGUCAUGCGAGUUAAACGUUGAUACGUCUGAACUUUUUUGCAAAAAUCCUUUCCAUCUCCUGUUUAGUGCUUUAACUACUUUUUUUGGAAUAGACAAAAACUAUCUCAAGGGAGUGUAAAAACUUGAAUGCACAUUUUCAAAUUUUGGCGUCUCCAUCAAGCUUUUCUCAUGCAAAUCUUCAAAUUGCACAUCAAAAUUUGUUGAUGGAAACACGGCUAUGAGGUCUGCAGAGGUUGUGGCUUGAUCAUUGGACCAUACGGUGUGAGCACAUAUAUUGUGAGCUUUAGGUUUACAACAAGUGAUUUACUCCAAUAGUCAGAGUUGCAAUAACAUUUCUAUAAUCACGCGGUGUAUGCUCAGCUUUAGUGUUAUUGAAAAUAU
Messenger RNA from Centropristis striata (black sea bass), 2676 nucleotides. Its product is annotated as transcription factor 15. Gene Ontology annotation, biological process: regulation of transcription by RNA polymerase II; developmental process. The transcript is spliced from 2 exons. The record is from RefSeq and is a predicted model, not a curated record. Bases 470 to 1204 code for a protein of 244 amino acids. Lineage: Eukaryota; Metazoa; Chordata; Actinopteri; Perciformes; Serranidae. Gene Ontology annotation, molecular function: RNA polymerase II transcription regulatory region sequence-specific DNA binding; DNA-binding transcription factor activity, RNA polymerase II-specific; protein dimerization activity.